Molecule: messenger RNA, 2790 nt
Organism: Letharia columbiana
Lineage: Eukaryota; Fungi; Ascomycota; Lecanoromycetes; Lecanorales; Parmeliaceae
Exons: 1
Coding region: 1-2790 (929 amino acids)
Biological process (GO): biosynthetic process; secondary metabolic process
Molecular function (GO): CoA-ligase activity
Source: RefSeq, a predicted model, not a curated record
AUGCAUCUCAAUGGCUUAAAAGAUCUCUUAAUAUCACGAGCAAGCGGGAACAGGCCUCGAAGCCUUAUCAUUUACCGGUCUGGGGAGACAACUAGUGGCUACAGCGUGCAAUACGACAAGCUGCUGUCGCUAGCUCUAUCCAACAGCCGACACUUUACAUGUGUCGAGGGAUUUAAGCAAGGCUCUGUUGUCCUACUCCACUUUGAUAACCACCUCGAUAAUAUCAUAUGGUUUUGGUCAGUCCUUUAUGCCGGAGGUGUUCCUGCAAUGUCAACCCCAUUCAGCAACGACACGAAACAACGCGAGAGACAUAUAUGCCAUCUUCACACUCUACUGCGAGACCCAAUCUGUCUGACUCGGCUCAACCUUUUAGGCGACUUCACUGAUCAGGAAGUCUUGAAUAUCCAUACCGUCGAAACUUUGCUCUCCACGGAGGCUUCGGACAUAUGCGCACUCACAGUUCUGAAAUGUUCCUCUGAGACAAAUCUGGCUUUGUUGAUGCUCACGUCCGGCAGUACUGGAGAUGCAAAAGCCGUUGCUCUAAGUCAUGAACAGAUUCUUACUGCUAUUACGAGUAAAUCCUCCGUCAAAGAUCUCGACCCUGGGAAGCCGUUUCUGAAUUGGAUAGGACUGGACCAUGUGGCCAGUAUGGUGGAGAUACACCUGCAAGCUUUGUACCUCAACGUGGACCAAAUUCACAUUCCCAGUUCAGAAGUACUCUCGGAUCCACUGUUUUUCCUCGAACUCAUUGGCAAGCACAGUGUGGCGAGAUCUUUUGCUCCCAAUUUCUUUCUUGCAAAGAUACGGGAGGCAACGGAGUCUGAGCCUGAAAAUGCUUAUCUACGGCUAAAAGAGUUAGACUUGAGUUGUUUGAGAUUCCUGGCGACUGGUGGAGAGACUAACGUAGUCGACACGUGUGAUGCCAUGUCAAAGCUACUUUGCAAAUACGGCGCACCCAAGAACGCGAUCACACCAGGGUUCGGAAUGACCGAGACUUGCGCUGGUGCAAUCUUCAACUCUCAAUGUCCGGAUUACGACCUGGAGAAUGGGUACGAGUUUGCCUCUCUUGGCACAUGUAUGGCGGGUGUCGAGAUUCGUAUAACCGUACCGGUCGAAGAUGACGAGACAAGAGUAGCUGUGCCGAACGAGGCUGGCAACCUUGAACUGACAGGACCUGUAGUGUUCGGAGAAUACUAUAACAAUCCUUCCGCCACAGCCGAAGCAUUCACUCGAGAUGGCUGGUUCAAGACUGGAGAUCGGGCCUUGAUUGAUACGGCUGGUCAGCUUAACCUCGUAGGACGUUGGAAGGAUACCAUCAUCGUUAAUGGGGUCAAGUAUCUUCCUCAUCAAAUAGAGACCGCAGUUGAAGGGCUUUCAUUACCUGAGAUCGUGCCAGGCUACAUUAUAUGCUUUCCUUAUCGCUCAAGUGGAAUGGAAACAGAGAAUAUCUGCCUUGUUUACUCUCCUAACUAUCCGAGCAACGACGUUCAUUCACGAAUCAAUGCCCAGAAAGCCAUUGUGCAGGUAGUCAUGUUGCAGACUGGUGCUUGCCCAUAUAUCUUACCACUUGAUAGUCUCUUACUACAGAAGUCUACCCUAGGCAAGUUUUCGCGUCCGAAGAUACGAAAAGCAAUGGAAAACGGUGACUACAAUAAGCACAAGGAAGAGAAUGACGCUCUGAUCCAAACGUACCGAGCCUCCCAUUACGUGCCGCCAGCCAACGAGAUGGAGCGGUUGCUUUUGAAUGAGUUUGCCAACACCGUGGAGCUUUUUGAAGAAGGUUUAGGGGUGGAGAAAACGAUUCUUGAGAUGGGCGUCACGUCAAUGCAUCUAAUUCGACUGAAACAGCAGAUCGAAAAGCGCUUGUUGAUCGACGAAAUCCCAAUAGUCAAGAUCAUGGCUUACCCUACUGUGCGGUCUUUGGCAAGAGCCAUAUAUGACACCCACGGUCCAAGGAAAUACGACCCUGUGGUGAAACUGCAACCAAAUGGGAGCAGAACGCCAUUGUGGCUAGUCCAUCCCGGCGUUGGGGAGAUUCUCGUCUUUCUCGGCCUCGCCAAGUCUAUAUCAGACCGACCAAUAUUCGCACUGCGGGCCAGAGGCUUCGAUGGAGAGCCAUACUUUGAGAGCAUCAACCAGGCCGUGGCGGUCUACCAUGCCGCGAUCAAAACUCAACAGCCGAAAGGUCCCUAUGCGCUAGCAGGCUAUUCCUACGGUACAAUGCUGGCUUUCGAAAUCACGAAAGUUUUGGAGGCCAGUGGUGACGAAGUGCGCUUCCUUGGGUCUUUCAACCUACCUCCACACAUUAAGUCGCGAAUGGAGCAGCUCAAUUGGACACAGUGCCUCUUGCAUCUGUCCUACUUCCUAGGCUUAAUUACAGAACAGCAUGCAGACAACGCAGGCGAUAAGUUGGAUGGACGAUCGGAACAAAACGCCCUGGCGUAUAUAAAGUCUAGUGCAGAUCCAGCGCGCUGGGCCGAGCUUUCCUUGUCCCCGGAGAGCCUGUCUAAUUGGGCGAGUUUAGCCUUCGGCCUGCAAAGCAUGGCCAGGCUGUACGAGCCGUCGGGUCUUGUGAAGACGAUGGAUGUCUUCUACGCCACGCCGUUGAAAGUGCUCGCGCUUUCCCGGAAAGAAUGGCUCGAUGGCCAUUUGAGGAAAUGGACCGGAUUUGUGGAUACGGAACCUCGCUUUCAUGAGGUCGAAGGGGCGCACUACACCAUGAUUGGGCCGGAUCAUGUCUUUGGCUUUCAGAAAAAGCUCAAGAGGGCGUUGAAGAGUAGGGGGGUCUGA